Messenger RNA from Lutzomyia longipalpis, 1195 nucleotides. It is a transcript of the gene lwr, whose product is annotated as SUMO-conjugating enzyme UBC9-B. Gene Ontology annotation, biological process: protein sumoylation. The record is from RefSeq and is a predicted model, not a curated record. The transcript has 4 exons. Gene Ontology annotation, molecular function: SUMO conjugating enzyme activity. Bases 144 to 623 code for a protein of 159 amino acids. NCBI's taxonomy places the organism in Eukaryota, Metazoa, Arthropoda, Insecta, Diptera, Psychodidae. Gene Ontology annotation, cellular component: nucleus.
ACUUUGCGAACAUUCUCGAACAUAGGACGACGUUAGUGCGAACAGUCAGACGCCAAUAAAAGAAGAAGAAGACUUUUCUCUGUGGUUUCCCCCGCAAUCAGUGAUAUCUAGUAUUGAAUUUUUCGUGAAAAGCAUCCCAAGAGAUGUCUGGAAUAGCAAUUGCACGUCUCGGUGAGGAGAGGAAGGCGUGGAGAAAAGACCAUCCAUUCGGUUUUGUUGCGCGCCCCACGAAAAAUCCCGAUGGCAGUCUCAACUUGAUGGUCUGGGAAUGCGCGAUUCCCGGCAAGAAGGGGACACCAUGGGAGGGAGGACUGUUUAGACUUCGCAUGAUCUUCAAAGAUGACUUCCCAACGAGUCCACCCAAGUGCAAGUUUGAGCCACCACUUUUCCAUCCCAACGUCUACCCCUCGGGAACGGUUUGUCUCUCUCUGCUGGACGAGGAGAAGGAUUGGCGUCCCGCGAUAACCAUCAAACAAAUCCUUCUGGGUAUUCAAGAACUUCUCAUGGAACCCAAUAUCAAAGACCCUGCGCAAGCGGAAGCGUACACAAUCUACUGCCAGAAUCGGCUAGAAUAUGAAAAGCGAGUACGAGCACAGGCUAGGGCCAUGUCGGCCACGGAAUAGGGCUAAACAUCUCAAAAGCGAUAUUGCGUAUCCUCUCGCUAGUUGGAGGAAUAGAUUCCUUUUUCUGGGGAUUUAAUUACUUCCUUCCGGAAAAAUGGGGACUGUUCUGUCCAGAAAAAAAUUAAAAAGAAUACACACACCUUAAAUUUAUUUUCAACACGACGACGACGGCGGAGACAGAGGAUCACAUUUCCAUUAAAUUAAAUCAGAUAAAUUCUACAUAAGUUUUCAACUUAGCCGGACUUUUUUUUCUCUUCGGAUUUUAUCCUCAAAAGUUCACAAAAUUAAUUUCUCAACUGAGAGGAUGAAUAUUAAGUACUUUAGAAAUCUUUAAAACUUAAAAGAAAAAAAAUGAGAGAAAAAAGAGACCCUGGGACCGCAGACCCAAUUAAUUGGCCGAUGAAGAAACACGCUGAAAAGCAAGAAAUUUAUAUACAAAAAAAAACAAAACAAUUAAUUUAAUAAUUAAAAUUUAUUGUAAGGAUUCUUAUGGAUUAAUAAUGAGUGAAGAAUAAAACGAGAAAAAAAUCAUUUUCAUCUCAUGAUAGACAAAAGAGAAUGAUUAAAUUAAA